Messenger RNA from Prosopis cineraria, 2027 nucleotides. RefSeq names its product ethanolamine-phosphate cytidylyltransferase-like. The transcript has 10 exons. The coding region runs from base 38 to 1585 and encodes 515 amino acids. Gene Ontology annotation, biological process: phosphatidylethanolamine biosynthetic process. The record is from RefSeq and is a predicted model, not a curated record. Lineage: Eukaryota; Viridiplantae; Streptophyta; Magnoliopsida; Fabales; Fabaceae. Gene Ontology annotation, molecular function: ethanolamine-phosphate cytidylyltransferase activity. Gene Ontology annotation, cellular component: cytoplasm.
CAGGGCGCAUGGCCAAUGCUCAAAGCAUGAAACCUCUAUGUUAUUCUCGAUUCCUUCCCGAGUUUUCAUCCUUUUUCAUUUUUUCUCUGCCUACCAUAAAAUUGUUUGUCUUCCAGAAAUUUACGUAUUUUCCUUUUCGUUUCCUCGAAGUAUCUUUCGAUUUUUAUUGACGCAUGCUUCCAAAUUUACUUGCUCUGUAUCAGGAAGAGUUGUCUUCGGAAUUUUCUACCAAGGCGGAAAGUGUAUGAGUCCGUCAUCUGUGUCUCAUCCCACAAAUCGAUUUUAUUUUCUGAGGUGCGCCGAAUUGGCGAUAGAGAUAGAGGCAAUCAUGGAUUAUGAAGGUAACGGUUGGAUUUGGGACGGGGUGUCCUGCAGCCCACAUCUAUUUGGUGGACUAAUGCUCACAGCUGCCUUGCUGGGACUUUCAUCUAGUUAUUUUGGAGGGAUUGGGGUUCCUUCUUUGCCAUACUCCUGGUCUGGCUUAGGAGUUUUCCGCAAAAAGAGAAGUGGGAAAAAGUGCGUUCGGGUUUAUAUGGAUGGGUGUUUUGAUCUGAUGCAUUAUGGCCAUGCUAAUGCUCUCAGACAAGCAAAAGCUCUUGGGGAUGAAUUAAUUGUAGGUCUUGUUAGUGAUGAGGAGAUCUUGGCCAAUAAAGGUCCGCCUGUUCUGUCUAUGGAGGAGAGGCUGGCCCUUGUGAGUGGAUUGAAGUGGGUGGAUGAAGUUAUAACUGAUGCUCCCUAUGCAAUCACUGAGCAAUUCAUGAAUCGUCUCUUUCAUGAGUACAAAGUGGACUAUAUCAUACACGGUGAUGAUCCUUGCUUACUUCCAGAUGGAACAGAUGCUUAUGCCUUGGCAAAGAAAGCUGGCCGUUAUAAGCAAAUUAAACGUACCGAAGGAGUUUCCAGCACAGAUAUCGUAGGAAGAAUACUUUCUUCUCUGGGAGAUGCUAAAGUCUGCAAGGAUCACAAUGGCACUGACGCAAGGCUUGAAGAAGAAAGUCAGAUGAAGGGUGCUCACUUAGCCCAUUUCUUACCAACUUCCCGACGCAUUGUCCAGUUUUCAAAUGGCAAGGGGCCUGGACCAAAUGCUCGUAUUGUUUAUAUUGAUGGGGCAUUUGAUCUCUUCCAUGCAGGGCACGUUGAGAUUCUUAAGAGGACUCGGGAGCUUGGAGAUUUUCUUCUAGUUGGUGUCCACACUGAUGAGACUGUGAGUGAACAUCGAGGGAGCCACUAUCCAAUUAUGCAAUUACAUGAACGUAGUCUCAGUGUGCUGGCUUGUCGUUAUGUUGAUGAAGUUAUUAUAGGUGCACCUUGGGAAAUUACAAAUGAUAUGAUUACAACUUUCAAUAUCUCCCUAGUUAUUCAUGGCACAGUCGCAGAAAAGUCACAAAAUAGUGAUAUUGAUCCAUACAAGGUACCCAAGAUGAAGGGAAUAUUCCGGUUACUUGAUAGCCCAAAGGAAAUAACCACUACUUCAGUGGCCCAAAGGAUAAUGGCCAGCCAUGAAGCUUACAAGAAACGCAAUGCUAAGAAGGCUACGAGCGAGAAGAAAUACUACGACGAGAAAAAAUAUGUUUCAGGAGACUAGCUGGAUAUGUAUGUAAACAUGUUGCAACUUAGUUUGGCGCUGCACUUUGACUUACCUUCAUCACAGUUGGCGAGGAAUCUAGUACGCGUCUUUUGGAAGGACGAGUUCAGAGGAUGAUACUGCAGGAAGAGGUCCUCACUAGGACGUUGGGGAACCACCAUUUUUUUCCAUUUUAUUUAUGAGUAGCUUCCAUGGUGGCAUGCCUUCUCCCAUGUCCGUGGAAUUGGAUUUUUGUUUUGGUUUUGUUGUUUUGAAAGGAAAAAAAAAGGAGGGGGGGAGACCAGGGUUUGCCCAUUUGAAGUUUAAACAAAAAAAAAAAAAAUUGAUUAGUACAAGUUUUGAAUUUUGAAUGCAAGGACUAUUUUUCCCUGCUAUUCGAUUGGCUGUGUUAAAAACGAUGCAUUUCUAGAUGUCAGGAGUCGAAGACACAAGUUCCUAGUUA